Molecule: messenger RNA, 1667 nt
Organism: Taeniopygia guttata (zebra finch)
Lineage: Eukaryota; Metazoa; Chordata; Aves; Passeriformes; Estrildidae
Source: RefSeq, a predicted model, not a curated record
CUCUGCAGGGUGGUGCCUUUCCAUUGUGCUACUGAGAGUGUUCUGCUGGGUGCUGAGAGUCUCGUGAAGGAAAAGGAUUCUUGAGCCGGGAAAAAUGAUCUUCACCAUGGCUGUGCCAGCAUGUGUCCUGCUAAUCCAGUCAGGUCUUGUUGGAGGUGAUCCCCCAAAGCAAUUCUUCUCUGAGGUGCAAGUCAAAGUUGGACAGCAAGUGGUUCUUCCUUGUCAGUCCACCGCUCAGCAGAGUGUCACCAAUCUGUACUUCUUCUGGUACCGCCAGUUCCCGGGACAUACUCUGACAUUUCUCCUGCAAGGGCACAAAACCACAGGGAAUGACAAGUACCGCAGAGGCCAAUUCUCUAUGGUGGUCUACAAAAAUAACACAGCCCCCUUAGAAAUAGCAAAAGUCUCUCUUCAGGACACUGCGAUUUACUACUGUGGUCUGAGGCUCGGUGAGCUCAUUGAGACGCUCCAGUUUGUGUCUGGAUUUCGGCUGACAGUGGUUCCAGAAAUUACUCCAUCUCCCUCAGUCUACAGGCUGACCUCCAAAGAUGACCAGGGUCUGGAAAUGUGCCUUAUCACAGAUUACUCCCCUGAGAAGCUCACUCUGAACUCAGCUGAGCAGCACACAUCUGCUGUUGUGGAGGUGGCAACCAUGGAGAACAGCGAGGAGUCCAGCUACCUGUCCACCUACUGGGCCAAGAGAGACGAGCUGCACUGUGCUGCCAGCCACGAGGGCUUUGGAGAGCUGCAGGGCGAGGACCCUGAGAGUGAUGCCAGUGCUGUCUGUGUCACAGGGCUAUCCCUACAGUUCAGGACAGAUGAACACUUGAACACACUGUCUUUGUCACAGCUGGGCCUCAAAAUCGUUCUGAUGAAAGCAAUCAUUUUUAAUGUGUUGAUGACGAUGCUUAUGUGGAAGAAAAAAAAGGACUGAGAGUAACAAGGUGAUGCAGUCCUGAAGUACCAAAUCCAUCUGCUUUGAGAGAGCAUCUGAGCAAGAGGGAGCUCAGGGAUUAUUCUUUGUGCAAGGGACAUCCCUUGCUGCUCUUAUGUACCACACCAGCCAUUAUAUUCUAAAUUGCUUUAUUUGCAUUGCUAUAAAACUACUCAAAAUGAAACAUUUCCAGCAUUCUGCCCUCCAGAUGUCUGGGCCUUUCACCAUACAGUGCCUCUUUUGCAUGAAGCAGACUUUGCUAUAAUCAUACUUUGCCAACCACGUGUGUUAUUUGCAUUAAAGUGACAACUUCUGCCUGGAGCAGUGCUGUGUGUUAAAAACUGCCAGCUAAAUAUGGGAAUUUUUCCUAUUUUGAUAGCUUUAGGGUAUUCAUAUCUCUUAGGGUGCACCCCCAGAAACCUUUUUAGGUGCAAAUGAAACACUUUGAAAAGCAAAGGGAGUCUGACUCAAGAUGCACUGUCCUGCCACCCUUUGCUAGAUUAGAACAAGAUAUCCCAUUUUUUCCCUAAAGGUUGCGCUGCACAUCUCCCAGAAGUCCUAAAUUCAGCGAAAUUGUCAAGUCAAUAUCACAGAAAAAAAAAAUUUAAAUGUUUUAAAGUCUAUCUGACCAUAACACCUUCUUAAUUUAAACCAGUUUAAGAUUUGUCUUUGUGUUUAGUAAAAAUACAAUCUUCUUUCAAUGUCUAGUAAAAAUACAAUGUUCAUAGAAAAA